Molecule: messenger RNA, 2496 nt
Organism: Capsaspora owczarzaki ATCC 30864
Lineage: Eukaryota; Filasterea; Ministeriida; Capsasporidae
Exons: 6
Coding region: 1-2496 (831 amino acids)
Biological process (GO): copper ion homeostasis; regulation of proteasomal ubiquitin-dependent protein catabolic process; negative regulation of sodium ion transmembrane transport
Cellular component (GO): endosome
Source: RefSeq, a predicted model, not a curated record
AUGCUCAGGCUGGCUGCGGCUGAACGCUUGUUGCUCGCGUCUGCCGCUGCCACCGCCGCCGUCCACCACCACAGCCACAGCCACAAUCACAGCCACAGCCACAAUCACAGCCACAAUCACAGCUGCAUCAGCACGGCCAUGGAUUGCAGUGCCGCUGCUCGGCGCGGGGUCGCCAGCUGGAGCGCCAAUGCGGCAAUGCACCACUCCGCUACAACCGCGUGCGCUGCUCGAUCGCCAGCACAGACGCCCACGCCACUGCCACGGGCCCGCGCACUGCAGCAACCAGCACUGGUGCGAUUGCCAUGCACUGCUGAUACCCGAGCUGGGCGGCGGUGGUCGUCCACUUUAUCCACUUCUGCUCCUUCUGACGCUCGUCCGCCAACGACAACGCCGAGGGACAAGCUCAUGGAACAUCAGGAUAUGGAAACGUUGGACGAUGCAGACUUUUAUUCAAGCGGCGCUGAUGAGCACCUUGAAGCCCAUGGCCAUGAGCAUCCAGCCGCUGCUGCUGCUACUCCCCGUGCGCAGCAGAAUUUGAGCGAAGACAUGAUGGACGACGACUUUGCAGGUUACCCCAAUCAAAGCGACCCUGUCGUAGACCAAGCUCUAAUGGACUCGCAGUCAAGUCCACGCGAUAGGUCGAGCCAGAGAGAUCCAGCAGAUUCAGGUCGUAAGCGUGCAACCGACGAGUACUUGGCGCGACGAUCAGAAUCAACCACCUCGCGGAGACGGUCCUCUAGAGCAAGCUCUGAGUACGCGGCUGCCUGGGCGGAGCGGUUUAAAGCAGCUCGCGAGUUGAAGGAAGCGCAAAGACAAGCGGAAACCGAUUUGGCCAUGGAGGUCGAAGCGCGUCGCCGCGUGCAAUUGGCCUCCUCCCUUUCUCUCACCCCACAGCACGACUACCUGGGAAUAGAGUCCCGAAAGAUGAUUGCUGAGCAAGCUUUCGAGGAGCGCGAACUCUCCGUUGAGGGCUCGCUUGGCUUGGCCGACGUCCAUGCCCAUCAACGGCUCGCCUUUAAACGCCUGGACCCUUCCACAUCAUCGAGGCGACUGAGGAAGCGCUCUGCUUCUCGGGGACCCGACGUCGACCCGGAGGCGGCUUUGCAGCAGUUUGGCGAGGCCGUGGUCUCGAUUCGCCAGCACGCAGAGCUUGAACACGCUGCUGCGGUUCUCGAAGCGCAACGUGUGCAGCAAGUGUUGCAAGAACAGCAGCAAUUGGAGCAACAGCGGAGACACGCGCACUCAGAGUUGACUCCGCAACAGGCCAUGCAAGAGUCUGCGCACGAUCAUCAAUUCCCGGAGUCAAGCAAACGGCUCCCAUCCGAGCUACUAGUGACCUGGUUGGACCAAUAUUCUCCGGAAGCGCUAGACCUCCAAGAAAAGGCCAAAGCGUCAGAGCUCAUGCUUGCAUCCCUGAACAAGGGAAGCCCAAUGGACGCCAUCCCAUCCUCCUCCUACUCCUCUUCUUCCUCCUACUACAGCUCCCCCUUCAAUGCAGUGCCAGAAGAAGAUGGUGCUCUGCUUUCCGAUAUCACACCCGACCAGCGACUAAGGCUGGCACGAAAACUUGAACGCACACGCCAAGCUCAGUAUGCCGAAUCCAGCCUGGCCAGUGGUCGGGCGGCCGCUCUUGCGUGCGACAAGCGUCCUGCUGGUGUCGAAGUGCAGGUGCGUGCGCCCUUCUACUAUGGCCCGAACUCGCUGAUCCGACAAAUUCGCGACAGUUCGCAAAGACGUUUGUCAGUUCUUUCGGUGCAAAACACAUCUUUUGGCUCGGUGUGGAAGAUUGUGCUCCAGUUCUGCCAACCCGAACUCUGGCAGACACGGCAGCUCAUGACCUCGCUUGCGCCCUUAACCACCUUAACGAUUACUCCUCUCAAUACUCUGGAACUGUUACAGCACAAGCAAGCGGCCAACACUUCGGUCGCUGCGUUGGAGGUUGGUCAUCUGCCAGUCUCCGUCUCAGCGCUCGAUUUGCAGUCGUUCUUUGGCCACUUUGCUCUGGCACCUGAAGUGCCGAUCGAAAUCCGCCGCACAGCCGACGAUAGCCGGGCCAAAAUUCGAUUCGCGAACGCUUCGGAGGCGACGCUUGCCCACGCCUGGGCCGCCGGUCGUGUGUGGCCGACGUCGCAGGCGCGGUUGGGCGUGCGACUGGCUCAAGUGUGGAACAACCGACUCGCGUCGCUCAGUUGGCGCAUCGACGUCAAAACCAAGUCGCGGCACGUCGAGAACAUCAACGAAGCGACGUCCAUUGUCGAGCUCAAGAUUGCCCAGUUGGACAAGUCAACAGAGACCGUUCGCUUUGAACUCAACUCGGACCGCAUGCAAUUCCUUGUGGGGCAGAUCGAGGCGAUUGAAAAGCAGCUCUCGGCACAAGCAUCGGUACCAGUUGUCAAGCCGCUGAUCAAGGCCAAGCCAACGGGCCCUUCGGCUUCCAAGCCCACCGUCACCUCCAAGCCCAAACCUGCGCUGAAACCCACUCCAGCAAAGGCAUAG